GAUGCCAGAUCAAUAAAGCAUGCGUGUUUUUGUCUCUCUGAUACCCGGGAGCGGAGGUCGAGGUGCAGGAUGGCACUUGCACUAUUAAACAUCAUGUUGGUCGCCCUCCCCAUGGCCCACUGUUACCCGACUGUCUUUCAAGACCUACCGCAGGGGAGCAAGAACAGGUCUUCUAUCAAGUUCCUGGCGGUCGGGGACUGGGGGGGAGUGCCCUACCCGCCCUACGUGACCCCCGUGGAACAGACCACCGCUCGGGAGAUGGGGAAGAUCGCCAAGCAGAUGGGAGCCGACUUCGUUCUGGCCCUCGGCGAUAACUUCUACUACACCGGCGUUGACAGUGUGGACUCUCCUCGGUUUAAUGACACGUUUGAGUCAGUGUUCACCGCCAAGUCUCUGAACAUCCCCUGGUACGUCCUGGCCGGCAAUCACGACCACGCCGGAGACGUCAGAGCCCAGAUCGACUACAGCCGCAAGUCCAGCAGAUGGCGCUUCCCCUACUUCUACUACGAGCUCAACUUCCGCAUCCCCUCCACGGACAAGACGCUGGCCAUCAUCAUGCUGGACACGGUGAUGCUGUGCGGGAACUCGGACGACUUCGUGGGCGAGAAGCCGCAGCGGCCGCUGAGCGCCGUGGACGCCAGCCGCCAGCUGACCUGGCUGAAGGCCCGGAUGAAGAAGUCCAGGGCCGACUUCCUGCUGGUGGCCGGACACUACCCGGUGUGGUCGGUGUCGGAGCACGGCCCCACCGAGUGCCUGCUGAAGCUGCUGCGCCCCCUGCUGGUCAAGCACAACGCCACCGCCUACUUCUGCGGCCACGACCAUAACCUGCAGUACAUCGUGGAGAGCGAGGUGGGCUACGUGGUCAGCGGCGCCGGUAACUUCCUGGACCCGGACGUCCGCCACUGGCACCACGUCCCCAGGGGCGCGGUGCGGUUCUUCACCGGGGAGGCGUCCACCCUGGGGGGCUUCGUGCACGGGGAGGUCUCCGAGGACCAGAUGGUGUUGACCUUCUUCCAGGCCAAGGGCACCUCGCUGUACCGCACGGUGCUGCCCCGACGGGACCUGGACUAGGCAGGGACGGGACCUGGACUAGGCUAGGCAGGGACGGGACCUGGACUAGGACGGGACCUGGACUAGGCAGGGACGGGACUAGGACGGGACCUGGACUAGGACGGGACCUGGACUAGACUAGGCAGGGACGGGACCUGGACUAGACUAGGCAGGGACGGGACCUGGACUAGACUAGGCAGGGACGGGACCUGGACUAGGCAGGGACGGGACCUGGACUAGACUAGACUAGGCACGGGACAGGGUCGAUCCCGGUCACAGGAUCAGGAGUGGUCUUGUGGUUAUGGUGGAGAACCCCGGUACUCUACAGCCUUGGAAAAUAUAAUCGCAGACUUUGCUAUCUAUGUAUCCUAGCUACUUGUAUCUGGUUUUAAUACAGAAUUGUUGUAACUACGAAGAGAAAAUGUAAAUUUUUAGAAUGAUUUUAAUGCAUUGAUAAUAAAAUAUGGAAGAUGUACUGUACAUUGGUGUCCAAUGGCUUCUGUU
This is a messenger RNA of Gadus chalcogrammus (walleye pollock), 1554 nucleotides long. RefSeq names its product acid phosphatase 5a, tartrate resistant (gene acp5a). NCBI's taxonomy places the organism in Eukaryota, Metazoa, Chordata, Actinopteri, Gadiformes, Gadidae. Gene Ontology annotation, biological process: bone resorption. The record is from RefSeq and is a predicted model, not a curated record. Gene Ontology annotation, molecular function: ferrous iron binding; acid phosphatase activity; ferric iron binding. The transcript is spliced from 6 exons. Bases 70 to 1071 code for a protein of 333 amino acids.